Molecule: messenger RNA, 445 nt
Organism: Dentiscutata erythropus
Lineage: Eukaryota; Fungi; Glomeromycota; Glomeromycetes; Diversisporales; Gigasporaceae
Source: the annotation of a GenBank genome assembly
AUGAACACAACCAGAGGUAGACGGAGUGGACGACAGGUGAGUUUUGUUAUGCGAAUUCACUUAGCAUUGCCUGCCGAGUGGGCGGCCGGUGCAAGUUACGCUGCGGGAAAUGUUAAUCCGCAGCUUCGUUUCAAAAAUGAGAUUCGAAACUUAGUAGAGAACUAUUACUUCAAUACAAGUACAGUUACUAAUGACCGUGACAAAGACCUCAUGCUAAGCGAACGAGUAUACUAUGUAAUGUACGAUGUCCCAGGUGUAAUCGUAUCAAAUAUCGGGUUUACAAGCAAAGCUGUCAGGGUUGCCAGGGAACUUGGCGUUAUUCUUGCCGUGCCAGAUCAACUUUUGGCAAAGCUUAGGUUCUACGUUUCUAAAAUUGUAAAUCAAAUUGAUACUGAAAUCCUCUCAGAAAUAAUGGAUGAAGAGGGUCAAGGAAUGGAUGAAGAAG